This is a messenger RNA of Centrocercus urophasianus (Greater sage-grouse), 1175 nucleotides long. RefSeq names its product LHFPL tetraspan subfamily member 5 (gene LHFPL5). The record is from RefSeq and is a predicted model, not a curated record. The coding region runs from base 2 to 667 and encodes 221 amino acids. Lineage: Eukaryota; Metazoa; Chordata; Aves; Galliformes; Phasianidae. Gene Ontology annotation, biological process: sensory perception of sound; detection of mechanical stimulus involved in sensory perception. Gene Ontology annotation, cellular component: plasma membrane. The transcript is spliced from 3 exons.
CAUGCCCAAGCUGCUGCCGGCUCAGGAGGCGGCGCGAAUCUACCACACCAACUACGUGCGAAAUGCACGGGCCAUGGGUGUGCUGUGGGCCCUGUUCACACUCUGCUUCUCCAUCCUGAUGGUGGUGACCUUCAUCCAGCCCUACUGGAUCGGCGACAGCAUCGACACGCCGCAGGCUGGCUACUUCGGCCUCUUCUCCUAUUGCAUCGGCAAUGCGCUCACCGGAGAGCUCAUCUGCAAGGGAAGCCCCCUGGAUUUCGGUACCAUCCCCUCCAGUGCCUUCAAAACGGCAAUGUUCUUUGUGGGCAUCUCCACCUUCCUCAUCAUCGGCUCUAUCCUCUGCUUCAGCCUCUUCUUCUUCUGCAAUGCCGCCACCGUCUACAAAGUGUGUGCCUGGAUGCAGCUGGCGGCGGCCACUGGGCUGAUGAUCGGGUGCCUCAUCUACCCUGACGGCUGGGACUCGAGUGAGGUGAAGCGCUUGUGUGGGGACAAGACAGACAAAUACACGUUGGGCGCCUGCACAGUGCGCUGGGCCUACAUCCUCUGCAUCAUUGGCAUCCUCGAUGCCCUCAUCCUCUCAUUUCUGGCCUUCGUGCUGGGGAAUCGCCAGGACAACCUCCUGCCAUCGGAUUUUAAAGUGGAAGGCAAAGAGGAGGGCAGUGAAUGACAGCAUUGAUCACUGUGUGAGUGCUACAGCAAUUCUGACGUUUCUUGCACAUGCAACGCCACCAGCAUAACUACAGGAUUACUGGUGCUGUAUUCAGAUGGGGUUUGUUUGGGGCCGAAUGGGAAACAGGCUUUGCUGUGCCUCCAUCUGGGAGAAUGUAAAUCCUUGCCAGGAGAUAGCAUAAAAUGCGAUGCUGUGCUCUACUCGGCAACAGCAACCGCUCUCCUUCUCUCCCAGGGCUGCCUGGAGCUCUUAGCAUCACUUCAGGAGAUGCGGUCCUUUCCUUUUGAGUGACUUUUCCUACACGUACCAUCACCUCUGGACUUUCUACAGCUUUCAGCUCUCAUGGAAUUUGUGUGAUGGGAAGAGACACACAGGACAUCAGCUUUCGUUGGUUUGCUUGUUUGUUUUGAGUCCAUAGGGGGAGGUCUGGGGCCAUGAUUUGCUGUCUCUUGGGGUUUGUACAUCUUUUGAGGAAACGACUUCUGAAUUAAAAUAUGGCCUUUUA